Messenger RNA from Endocarpon pusillum Z07020, 909 nucleotides. RefSeq lists its product as uncharacterized. Bases 1 to 909 code for a protein of 302 amino acids. Gene Ontology annotation, molecular function: signaling receptor activity. Lineage: Eukaryota; Fungi; Ascomycota; Eurotiomycetes; Verrucariales; Verrucariaceae. The record is from RefSeq and is a predicted model, not a curated record. The transcript has 3 exons. Gene Ontology annotation, cellular component: membrane.
AUGGACAAUGACAAAUCUGCUUCCCUAGAUAAGGACAACUCGAGCGAAACAUCUGAACAGUGGUAUUCGCUAGUGCAAUGGGAUGAGGUGCCUCAUUGGCAACAGGAUAACCAUUACAUUCACGGCAGUUAUAGGAGACCAUCCGGCUCAUAUCACAGAUCGUUAGGGAGCCUGUUUUAUAUUCAUAACGAAACCGUGAAUAUCUAUACCCAUCUGCUUCCAGCAUUGGCAGCUCCUCCCACCGCCUUAGCUCUCUACAAGAUCUUACAGCCUCGAUAUGUGCAAGCCACGACCCGCGAUGUCCUUGCCUUCAGCUGCUUCUUUCUCGGUGCUGCCAUCUGCUUAGGCAUGAGUGCGACUUAUCACCUCAUCUCCAACCACUCCCCAGCGGUAAACAAGUUUGGCAACCAGCUGGAUUAUGUUGGCAUUGUACUUCUCAUUAGUGGCUCCUUCGUCCCUAGCAUCUACUAUGGAUUCUGGUGCGACACAACCUUGCAAAGGUUUUACUGGACUAUGAUAUGCUCUCUUGGAGCAGGCUGUACCUCGAUCUCGGUAAUGUCGAGAUUUCGGACGCCGAUGUGGAGGCCAUUCAGAGCUGGCAUGUUCGUGUUGAUGGGCUCCUCCGCAGUCUUUCCAGUACUGCAUGGUCUUCGACUGUACGGAGCAUCACAAAUGAUGAGGCAAAUCGGUCUUUCUUGGCUUGUCUUGCAAGGUGGGUUAUACAUUCUAGGGGCUGCUGUUUAUGCGGCGCGCGUGCCUGAGAAAUGGUCUCCUGGAAGAUACGACAUCCUAGGUAACUCACAUCAGAUCUUUCAUGUACUGGUGGUCCUUGCUGUUGUCUCACACCUCACUGGCCUGCUCAAAGCAUUCGAUUACCGCCAUGGUCUCCAGGGUGGAAUCUGCUUCUAG